ACAUAUUUCAUAUUUUUGAAAUGUAAGGUAUAUCUAAAAAUGAUGAACAGACCAUUCGCCAAUAUAGUUUAAAACAAGAUACAUAAAAUACUAGCCAAUUAGGUCCUCAUAUUGAAGUUAUAUUCAUAAGGAUAUUCUUGAGGAGUGGAUGUCUGCACCACAAGAAAAGAAAUUUAGAAACUAUUCUUCUCUGCAACAAAAUAUACUAGUGCAACAUGUGGGGCCAUUUAAAUUGGAAAAAACUCUCGGGAAAGGCCAAACAGGUUUAGUCAAAUUGGGCCUUCACUAUAAAACUGGAAAAAAGGUUGCGAUAAAGAUAGUAAAUCGGGAAAAACUAAGUCCAAGCGUUUUACAAAAGGUUGAACGUGAAAUAUCUAUAAUGAAAUUGAUCGAGCAUCCCAACAUUUUGACACUAUAUGACGUUUUCGAAAAUAAAAGAUAUUUAUACUUGGUGUUAGAAUACGUUCCAAAUGGCGAAUUAUUCGAUUAUCUAGUUAAAAAGGGUAGACUAACGCCUAAAGAAGCCAAAAAAAUAUUUAGAGAGAUAAUAUCAGCAUUGAAUUAUUGUCAUAGUCAUUCAAUUUGCCAUAGAGAUUUAAAACCAGAGAAUCUAUUGCUAGAUGAAAAUAAUAGCAUUCGAAUAGCUGAUUUCGGUAUGGCAUCCCUCCAGAUGGAUGGACUAUUAUUGGAGACUAGUUGUGGAUCUCCACAUUACGCAUGUCCCGAAGUUAUACGAGGAGAAAAGUAUGAUGGUCGUAAGGCGGAUAUAUGGAGCUGUGGCGUCAUCUUGUAUGCUUUAUUAGUGGGAGCUUUACCAUUUGACGAUGAAAAUUUACGACAUUUGCUAGAAAAGGUUAAACGUGGCUAUUUUCACACCCCUUCAUUCGUUAGCCCGGAAUGCCAAGAGUUGAUUAAGGGAAUGAUCGAAAAAGAUCCAGACAAAAGGAUGACCCUUGCCCAAGUGCUAAAUCAUUCGUGGGUCGCCAACAAAAACGAAAUUAUUAUAGAGCCGCCUAUAUCUCAGAUAGUUCAAACGCAUAUAAUUACAUCUAAGGACGAAAUUGAUGUAGAUAUACUAUCUUGUAUGCUAGCAUUGGCCUGUUUUAAAAGCGAAGAUACAUUGAUAGAGCAACUUCUUAAUCCAAAACACACAAUGGAAAAGGUUAUAUAUUUUUACCUACUAGACCGUAAAACUAGAAAUCCAAAUUACUCAGAUGAAACAGUCCCGAAAUUAAUAAAGACCAACAAGCUUCUAGAAGAAGAUCCCCCAAGAAAAAGAUUAGAUAAAUGCAUUAUAAAUUACAAAUCUUUGAGCAGGUAUAGUUUGGACACUCUAAGCGAUGGUUCCCCUUAUGUUUCUCAAUAUUCGCCUAGUGAAUAUAGAUUUUAUUUGGGAAAAUGGAAUGGUUCUAGAAGUUUUUAUAACAAUCCCUUGCCAUCACCAUCUGCUAGUCCUAGAUUUAGUUCGGAUCGUCGUGGUCAAAAGUUUUUAUCCAACAACUCUCUUCAGCAAAACAACUGUGACAAUCACCAUGAAAAUGGUGCCUUUAUUGAAGAUCAUAAUCAAAACGAUUUACAAGGAAAGCCCUUUGCCUUUAAUUUUAACUUUUAUGGCACGGGUAAGUAUAAGAGAAGGUCCGAAAAUUCUAAUCAAACAGAUAAAACGCACGUAAUUAAUAACAAAACAUCUAAAUUAACAGAACGUCAUUCCACACAAAACAAACAUUCUCUCGAUUCAAAAGGCAUAUAUAUUCCUCAUUAUCGAUGCUUAAACGCUUUAGUUCAAACUAAUUCUAGCGAUAAUGCAAAACAUUUCACCAAUGAAAAAAUUCAACACGAUAUAUCCAUUAAACAUGAAACUAAAGUAGAAACCGAAUCCCUUUCCCACUUCAACAAAUAUCCCUCAAAUAUCAAAUCCAGGUUAAAUGUGCUUAAAAAUUUGAACCUGAUCAAUGGGUCACAACCAUUAACGGUCGAUAUAACCAACGUCGAAAAACUUAAAAAACCAAGUUUAAAGCAUGCGCAAAAAUUAAAUCAUAUAAAGAAUUUAAAUGAUAAACAAAGAGGAGAUCGAAUGACUAUAUACAGUAGAUUUCAUCAUUUAUCGUGUCACUCGAAUGUGUCCAACACUUCUUGCGAAAAUAAUCAUAACAACCUUACCGAUAAAACAAUGUUACUUACUUCCAACUAUUAUACUCCCAAUACCUCGACUGAAAGUAUUUACCAAAGCCUCGAGCAUAACAACGAUAAUAAAUUAUCUCAAUUUCGAUAUAAUAACGAGUCAAAAAAAUCGUGGUUCAAUUCUUUGCUUAACCUCGAUAAUUCCGAGACUCGUGUUAUCACCAUUCGCCAUACAACAAUCAACCUCGUUAAAUCUCGCCUUGUUAAUAUUUUUUUUCACAUACCAGAUUUGACUCAUACAAUAAUAGGGGUCAGUUCGUUUAAAAUAGAUUACAAACGUAACUCCAACUCUGGCAUGUUUCAACGAACGAUUAAAUUUCAAGUCGAUAUCAUCACAUCAAAAGAAAACUCUGUUAUUUGUAUAAACGAAAAGGAUAAUCUAAGUAGCCACAAAAGUGCUGUAAAUAAAUGUGAAAAAGAUUCCGAUAAAAUAUCCCCAAUUAGUGAAAAAAUGCUUUACGUCGAUUCCUCUCAAAUUAGUUUACUCGAAGUUCAAGAUACUGCCACAUCAUUAAAUAAACAAAAUAAUUCCCCUAUUUAUAGUUCCACAUCAGAUGGCGGGGCAUUCAAUUCCAAAUUAUCCACAUUCCAUAUAACUUUCACCCUACUAUCAGGACCCGUCAAAAGAUUCAACAGAUUAUGUGAUUAUAUCCAAAAUUUAAUGUCUUCCCCUCAAGGAACGAUCGCUUCAAAAUAUUUUUAACAUUUUGAUAUAUAUUGAAAUAAAAAUAGCAAUAAAAUUUAAGAUAUAGCUAUUAUUAUAUAAUUUUUAUUUUAUAAUAUCAAAC
Molecule: messenger RNA, 2969 nt
Organism: Gordionus sp. m RMFG-2023
Lineage: Eukaryota; Metazoa; Nematomorpha; Gordioida; Chordodea; Parachordodidae
Product: serine/threonine-protein kinase BRSK2-like
Exons: 19
Coding region: 149-2884 (911 amino acids)
Biological process (GO): intracellular signal transduction; microtubule cytoskeleton organization; protein phosphorylation
Cellular component (GO): cytoplasm
Molecular function (GO): ATP binding; tau-protein kinase activity; protein serine/threonine kinase activity
Source: RefSeq, a predicted model, not a curated record